This is a messenger RNA of Aspergillus chevalieri, 1914 nucleotides long. It is a transcript of the gene DED1, whose product is annotated as DEAD/DEAH box helicase. Gene Ontology annotation, molecular function: RNA helicase activity; ATP binding; RNA binding. The transcript has 3 exons. NCBI's taxonomy places the organism in Eukaryota, Fungi, Ascomycota, Eurotiomycetes, Eurotiales, Aspergillaceae. The record is from RefSeq and is a predicted model, not a curated record. Gene Ontology annotation, cellular component: nucleus. The coding region runs from base 1 to 1914 and encodes 637 amino acids.
AUGGCCGACGGCUUGAAAAUGGGAAACCUUUCCCUCAACGAAUCCCAGCAUGCGCCUCAACCCGCCAACCCUGGCCGCGCUGCUUACAUCCCUCCCCAUCUUCGCCAGCGCAACACCGGUAUGAACAUGGACGGUGCUACUCCCCCGCCGGGCCCCAGCUCUUUCUCUUCUAGAGGUGGUGGCCGUGGCGGCAACUGGGCUAAUGCCAACGACUUCUCUCCCCGUGGUCCCAAUGGCGGUGGCUACGGCUCAAGCUCUGGCUCCGGUACCCAGGCCAGAGGAUCCGGCGACGGUCAGUGGCGUGACGGCAAACAUAUCCCUGGACCCCCCAACCCCCGUUUGGAACGCGAGCUUUUCGGACUCCCCAACGACCCGUCCAAGCAGAACACCGGUAUCAACUUCGCCAACUACGACGAUAUUCCCGUGGAAGCCUCCGGUACCAAUGUCCCCGAGCCCGUUAACGCCUUCACCAACCCUCCCUUGGAUGACCACCUCAUCACCAAUAUCACCCUCGCCGGUUACGUGACUCCCACCCCGGUCCAGAAGUACUCCGUCCCUAUUGUUAUGAACGGCCGUGAUCUGAUGGCGUGUGCCCAGACCGGUUCCGGAAAGACUGGUGGUUUCCUAUUCCCCAUCCUCUCCCAGGCUUACCAGAAUGGACCCUCUACCGCGCCCGCACAGGCGCCUGGUCAAUUUAGCUACGGCCGCCAGCGCAAGGCCUACCCCACCUCGCUCAUCCUGGCCCCCACCCGUGAACUUGUCUCUCAGAUCUUCGAAGAAGCCCGCAAGUUCGCCUACCGCUCGUGGGUUCGCCCCUGUGUCGUCUACGGUGGUGCCGACAUUGGCUCCCAACUCCGCCAGAUCGAGCGUGGCUGUGACCUGCUCGUUGCUACCCCCGGUCGUCUGGUCGACCUCAUCGAGCGUGGCCGUAUCUCGCUGAUGAACAUCAAAUACUUGAUUCUGGACGAGGCUGAUCGCAUGUUGGACAUGGGUUUCGAACCCCAGAUCCGUCGUAUUGUUGAGGGUGAGGACAUGCCGCGCGUUGAUGACCGCCAGACCCUGAUGUUUUCGGCGACCUUCCCUCGCGACAUCCAGAUGCUGGCCCGCGACUUCCUUAAGGACUACGUCUUCCUGUCUGUCGGCCGUGUUGGUUCUACCUCCGAGAACAUCACCCAGCGUGUCGAGUAUGUUGAGGACCACGACAAGCGUUCCGUGCUGCUCGACAUUCUGCAUACUCACGGCACCACUGGUCUCACCCUGAUCUUCGUCGAGACCAAGCGUAUGGCAGACACCCUGUCCGACUUCCUCCUUAACCAGCGUUUCCCGGCUACUGCCAUUCACGGUGACCGUACCCAGCGUGAGCGUGAACGCGCUCUGGACAUGUUCCGCUCUGGUCGCUGCCCUAUCUUGGUUGCCACUGCUGUUGCGGCUCGUGGUCUCGAUAUCCCCAACGUCACCCACGUCGUUAACUACGAUCUUCCCACCGACAUCGACGACUACGUUCACCGUAUCGGUCGUACCGGUCGUGCGGGUAACACCGGUAUCGCUACCGCCUUCUUCAACCGUGGUAACCGUGGUGUCGUCCGUGACCUGAUUGACCUCCUCAAGGAGGCUAACCAGGAGAUCCCCUCGUUCCUUGAGAGCAUUGCUCGUGAGGGCAGUGGCUACGGCGGUCGUGGCGGUCGUGGCGGCCGUGGUCGUGGUGCCAACGCUACCCGUGAUAUGCGUCGUACUAUGGGCGGCGGCUUUGGUGCUGCCCCUAGCUACAGCAGCGGUGGUGGCUACGGAUCUGGCGGCUACGGCGGCGCUAGCUAUGGCGGCGGUGGCUACGGUGGUGGUGCUCCGUCUUAUGGCGGCUUCGGCGGUGGCUACGGCAACCCGUCUGGCCCUACCGGUCCCUCUUCCUGGUGGUAA